Seriola aureovittata is the source of this 5410-nucleotide messenger RNA. It is a transcript of the gene qsox2, whose product is annotated as quiescin Q6 sulfhydryl oxidase 2. Gene Ontology annotation, biological process: protein folding. Gene Ontology annotation, cellular component: Golgi membrane. The transcript is spliced from 13 exons. Gene Ontology annotation, molecular function: protein disulfide isomerase activity; flavin-dependent sulfhydryl oxidase activity. The record is from RefSeq and is a predicted model, not a curated record. Lineage: Eukaryota; Metazoa; Chordata; Actinopteri; Carangiformes; Carangidae. Bases 443 to 2392 code for a protein of 649 amino acids.
AAACUUGAACGCAGCACGGUGGUUACGUCAAUCCACGCGUCAGCCUCGUCUUGAGAAAGAUCGUCAAUUGAAACACGUCUCACUCAGAGGUUAAAACAAAAGCCCUUCCUCCAAACGCACCAAAUUAGAGCGUUACCGUAGCAACCCGAACCGAUCAGAUAAAUUGAUCACCGUGUUCGGUUCUUUCCUCUGUCAGUGUGUCUGUUGUCGUUGAUACAGUGAAUGUAUACACGGUGUGUUCCCUCGGUUGUGUUAGUUUUUUUGUAUCCGGAAAGUCGCGCGCAGUGAGCCGUCUGUGCUUCCUGCUGCUCCGGUAAACACACGUCUGUGUUCGCGGGGCUCCGCUCUCAUGUCUCUCCGGCUCUAUCUGCUUGUAUUUGGCAGAAAUCCUCGAGCCCUGUGACCGCCUCCCUCGGUGUGUCUCUCCCCGCGGACGGCAGGGAUGCUCCGGUUCUGGUUCAAAGCGGCGGUCGUCCUCUGGCUCGUCCCCGGGUGUCUGGGAGCCGCAGCCCGGCUGUACACGGAGGAGGACCCGCUGGUGAUCCUGAGCAGCAGCAGCUUGAAGCCCACCGUCAGUAACUCGUCCUCGGCCUGGCUGAUCCAGUUCUUCUCCUCCUGGUGCGGACACUGCAUCCAGUACUCCAGCACAUGGAAGACCCUGGCCCAGGACGUCAAAGACUGGCAGCAGGUCAUCAGUGUGGCGGUUCUCGACUGUGCUCAGGAGGAGAACUUUGACGUGUGUAAAGAGUACAACAUCCGGUUCUAUCCGACGUUCAAGUAUUUUCGGGCUCACAGUGCAGCGACAGACAGAGGGACGGCCUACAGAGGUGCAGACAGAGAGAUCCAGUCAGUGAGACAGCUGAUGGUGAACAUCCUGCAGAACCACACCAGACUGGACUGGCCCGACCGCUGUCCUCCAUUAGAUCCAUCCAGCUCUGUAGAGCUGCUGCCUCUUUUAGGUCAAAGGUCAGAUCACUACACUGCUAUCAUCAUAGAGGAACCACACUCGUAUGUGGGACGAGAGGUUAUCCUGGACCUGUUGCAGUACUCAGGUGUAGAGGUAAAGCGAGCUCUGAGCUCGGAGCUCCCUCUGCUGGACGCUCUGAAAAUCACAACCUUCCCCUCCAUCUACCUGCUGCACCCCAAUGGGACACACACACACCUGCACGUUCAGAAGCGGCUGCGUUUCUUCUUCUCCUCCUUGCUGAGGACGUUACCAGGCGUUCAGCGCAGGUUGAAGUCCGAGGACAGCAGUUCCAGUGUGGGUCAGGUGGGGGCGCUGGAGGACGAGCACAGCACAGAACCCUGGAGAGACUUCGACAGGUGGAAGGUGUACACAGCUGAUCUGGAGUCAGCCCUUCACUACCUGCUGAGGGUCGAGCUAGCUACCCAUAAUACCUUGGAGGGGGAGGAGCUGAAGAUUUUCAAGGACUUUGUCACUUUGGUUGCAAAGCUGUAUCCAGGUGGGGGUUCAGUGGUGAAGCUGAUGGAGACUCUCUCUGAUUGGCUGCUCAGUCUGCCAUUGCAGCGAAUCCCCUACCAGGCCGUCCUGGACCUGGUGGACAACAAGAUGGGGAUCUCAGGUGUGUUCCUGGGGACAGAGCUGCGAUGGGUCGGUUGUCAGGGUAGCAAGGCGGGGCUUCGAGGUUACCCAUGUUCCCUCUGGACUCUGUUUCAUGUUCUGACUGUCCAACAUGAUGUCACGCCCACCGCGCUGGAAAACACAGGUCUGGAGGGCGAGGCGGCUCCGGUGCUGCAGGUGAUGCGUCAGUACAUCAGGACGUUCUUCGGCUGUGAGCAGUGUGGGCGACACUUUGAGCAGGCGGCCGCCGUCAGCAUCGACCAAGUCCAGAGCAGAGAGCAGCAGAUACUGUGGCUGUGGAACCAACACAACAUGGUCAACUACAGACUGGCUGGCUCUCUGAGUGAUGACCCCCUCUUCCCUAAAGCUCCGUGGCCAAGCCCCUCCCUCUGCGCCUCCUGCCACGAGGAGAAAAACGGCGUCCACGUCUGGAACUACGACAACGUCCUCCGCUUCCUCCGACAUCACUAUGGAGCCUCCAACCUCUCCCCCAAAUACUCCCUGACCCCCCCUCGACUCCCCGCACCUCCCCCAGACCCUGAUCCUGUGCAGACCAGCCAGCCGGAGCACCGAGCAGCAGGAGAGAGGAAAGAGGAGGAGAGAACCGAGGAGCAAGGAGCGGGAGGAGGGGGAGGAGGGGGAGGAGGGGGAGGAGGCGUGUGGAUCCUGGGUCUGGGUUUUAACAGCGUGGACAUGAGCCUGUGUGUGGUCCUGUACGUCUGCUCCUGCCUCUUCCUCAUGCUCCUCUUCUUCUUCUUCAAAGUCCGCUCCAGGAGGUGGAAGCUGCGACACUCCCGCCUCCAUGUCUGAUCCGGACCAGACCGGUUUACACAGAACCCAGGAUCAGUCCAGGGCUGGGUGACAACAUUUCCUCACUGGUCUGAGUCCAGGAUCUCACCACAGACCCAACAGUCCCCAGACUCUCAAUCCAGAUCUGUCCUGUGGCCUGGGUUCACCACCUCACACACGGUCAGAGGUCAGAGGUCAGAGGUCACUGUUCCAGGGAGAGCUGGUCAGAGGAUCAUGAGACCAGAUAGACCAUGUCCUGGUCUGACUUCACCUCAGUCCUGGUUCCUCGUUCUCCCAGAUUUAAUCUUCAGUGUUUUUAUUCAGGUUCAGGUUCUCUGCCAGACUACAACCCACCCGGACUGGACUGGACUGGACUGGACUGAACUGGACUGGACUGGACUGGACUGGACUGGACUGGAUUGAACUGGACUGGACUAAACUGGACUGAACUGGACUGAACUGAACUGGACUGGACUGGACUGGACUGGACUGAACUGGACUGGACUGAACUGGACUGAACUGAACUGGACUGGACUGGACUGGACUGGACUGGACUGGACUGGACUGGACUGGACUGAACUGGACUGGACUGGACUGGACUGGAUUGAACUGGACUGGACUGGACUGGACUGGACUAGACUAGACUAGACUGGACUGAAAUGGACUUGACCGGACUGGUUUUUGGAUUGUUGUGGUUCAGAGAUGGAACGUGGUCUGGAUUUAUUUAUUUUUGCUUUUCAAACCCAGACUGGAUCGUGAGAUCUGGACUGGACCCUCAGGACUGGGUAGCAGACUGGGACUGAAGUGGACCAGACCGGUUCUGCAGGGUGGAGUUCACUUUGUGCCAAAUGUUUCACCUGCUGACAGACGACACACCUGUCCUCUUAGGCUCCGCCUGUGUGUGUGUGUGUGUGUGUGUGUGUGUGUGUGUGUGUGUGUGUGUGUGUGUGUGUCUGUGUGUGUCUGUGUGUGUGUGUGUGUGUGUCUGUGUGUGUCUGUGUGUGUGUGUGUGUGUGUGUGUGUGUGUGUGUGUGUGUGUGUGUGUGUGUGUGUGUGUGUGUCUGUGUAUGUGUGUCUCUUUACUGUGAAACAUGGACCCGUCCUGAUUGGUUGAUUGGAAGUAUUAUUGAUAAGCUGAUCAGGUUUUUGCUGUGGUGGAUUUGGUGACACCUGGUGGUGACCUCAGGUGACCCUUCAGAUGUUUUAAUUAGAAUAAUGUUCUGUUGGUGAAACACUGGGUCGUUAGAGGACGUUUGAUUAAUGAGAGAGAAGAAGAAGGGACAGUGUUGUAGAAAAUGUGAACAAUAUAUUUUUUUACAUAAAUAUUUUCAGUAAGAACCCUUUAAAUAAACUGAUGACAUCAUCAUCUCAUCAUCAUCAUCAUCAUCAUCUCUGCUGAGACAGAACAUGUGGUUCUGAGUUAAAGUCACUUUAACAUCAGUUUGAAAAACAAAUCACCAGAUUUUACUGAUUCAAAACCAUUUCAGGCCUUGACAUUAGAAAAUAUGUUCCUGAACAACUUUCCAAAACUUUUCAGAACUUUCCAGACUCCUGAAGUUUACACAUGAAGAAGCACCAGAGGAAACAGAAACGUAGAGAGAUGUUUUUAUAAAACGACAGAUCAGCUGAUGAGGUGAUGAGUGCGGUGACGGUCAUGUGACUUUUAAACAGGUGAUGUCAUGGACACACCUUCACAUAGACUUCUUCACAGGCGGCAGAUGACGUUGUGAUUAAGGAUGAAGUGAAAGGAGAGCGACUCCAGCUGUUUCUGUUUUUAAUCUCGUUCAUGUUGAAACGAUUAAAAAUGAAUCGACGAAACAAAAACUGAAAAAAAAUGUUAAACUUCAAGUUCAAAGUUUAAAACUUUAAGUUAAAAUGUUUUCAGAUUGAGAGAGAGAGAUUUUUCAUUUCAGAUUUUUUAAUUUCACUUUCUGAUUUUUAAUUGCUGUUUCCACAGCAACCACUUACAUUCAAAUACUUCAAAUAUUACUUUUUGACAUUAAUUUAACACCUUCCCCAGAAAUCUUGGGGUAAGUUACAACAGGUUCACUCAGCCCCUGCUCAGGGUUUAUGCUAAGCUAGGUUAGCCACGCUCUCUCUAGUACCCUGCAAGCAGCCAAUCAAAAUUCAGCAGCUAUAAUUUCCCCUGUGAACAUUCAAUCAACAUGAGCAUUGGUGCGCAGGUUUAUGACGUCAUGAAGAAGGAGUGGAGGAAACCUUGGAACAAACGGCGUCCAGGUGGCGCUACAACAGAGCUCAGGUGGUUAGACCUUCAGCUGAGGGUUCACAUCCCGCCCCUGCCUCACUCCACCAAGUCCUCAAGUCCAUGAAAACCACAUUUCAUUAACAAUGAAAUAGGAAACAGGUGUGGACCCUUUCAGCUGUGUCUUUAUUUAUUUUGAUUCCUCUUCGUCGGUGACAGUCAGAGCGGCGGCCAUUUUGUUUUCAGGUUGUCUCAUGGGCAUGAGAUCUCUGUGAUACCUUGAAGGAAUUCUUCACAUUUGGAAAAAACAUUCACCCUGACUCAAGGAUGAACUGGUCAGAGUUUGGUGGUCAAAGGUCAAAGGUCAGGGUGACCUCACAAAACAUUUUUGAGCCAUUACUCAAGACUUCACAUCAAUUAUGACAAAACUUCACACAGAUGGUUCAUAUGUAAUAUUUUCUAUGACGGGAUAAACAGGAAGUGACCGGGUCUGAGUGGAGGAGGAGGAGACUCUCCUUCUUUUUCAUUUUAUUUCUUUUUUAACUUUGGACUUUGUGUUUCUUUUCCUUCACCUGCUCUUUAACUGUGUAUCAGUAACAUCAAGUGUGAGUCGUCCUCUGUGUUCAACCUCUGAGUUUUAUUGAUUGAUUACCAGUUAUUUCUUCUUCUUCUCCUGAUGUUUCUGAUGUUAAAGAGGAGCUGCUUUGGACUCAGCCUGUAACCCGGACUCCCCUGGUCCUGCUCCUGGUCAGGGUUUUGUUUAGUUUGUAUUGUUCUGGUUAUUUUAAUGAGAUGUAAAUAAUCUGCCUGAAUAAAUCUUGUUGCUGCAGCUCUCA